Molecule: messenger RNA, 3582 nt
Organism: Platichthys flesus (European flounder)
Lineage: Eukaryota; Metazoa; Chordata; Actinopteri; Pleuronectiformes; Pleuronectidae
Gene: chst7
Product: carbohydrate (N-acetylglucosamine 6-O) sulfotransferase 7
Exons: 2
Coding region: 401-1669 (422 amino acids)
Biological process (GO): carbohydrate metabolic process; N-acetylglucosamine metabolic process
Cellular component (GO): Golgi membrane
Molecular function (GO): chondroitin 6-sulfotransferase activity; N-acetylglucosamine 6-O-sulfotransferase activity
Source: RefSeq, a predicted model, not a curated record
AAAGCAGCGGCAAGUUCUCACCCAUCUCCCAUGAUGCAUUGCACUUGGUUACAGGAGGCGGUAGCUCUUGGAAACUCUUCUCGUCAACGCUCUCUGACUUUUCUGAUUUAACGGUUCUCGCACGCGCCUAGUGUUUACUGCAGUUUGACACACCUUUUGUAACUUUGAUCACAGACACGAUUUACUAUUGUUGUUUGUUAUUGUUAUGUUUGAACACGAAAGACAAAUAUUUUGUUAAAUUUUGUUAUUUCUUUAAAGGGGCGGGGCCGAGCUCCCACACACACACACACGCACUCCUUGUCUCACGCAUUCACAUAACUUUACUGUGGAGCGCGCGGCGCAGCACAAAGCGCUGUGCCGACCUUUCAGAGAAGCAGCUCCGCACCGCAGCUGAGAGGAGAUGAAGAGACGGCUCCAUAAGAAAUACUUGGUUCUGAUUCUGGCUUAUUCCGGGUUACUGCUGCUCAUCCCCUACGUGUUAGAUUACCGGGACAAAUCCGCGCAACACGCGGGCCAUGGACUCCCGCAGCAACAGCCCAGAUGCCCAGAUCUGGAGAACACGGUGGCGCUGCUGUGGGAUAACGGUUACAAAGUCAACGGCAGCGACGCGACGGAGAACGCCGCCAACCGGAGCCAGUCCCGGGUUAACAUCUACGUGCACGCCACCUGGAGGACCGGCUCCUCGUUCCUGGGGGAGUUGUUCAACCAGCACCCCGAUGUUUUCUACCUGUACGAGCCGAUGUGGCACAUUUGGCAGGCGCUGUACCCGGGGGACGCCGGCAGCCUCCAGGGCGCCGUGCGGGACAUGAUGAACGCCCUGUACCGCUGCGACUUCUCCGUGCUCAAACUUUACGCUGGCACGCAAAACAUCACCACGUCGUUCAUAUUCGGCUGGAAAAUGAACAAGGUGAUCUGCUCGGAGCCGCUGUGCGAGGGGCACAAGCGCCACGAAGUCGGGCUGGUGAAAGAGGACCAGUGCGCAAAGUGCCCAAAGAGGGACAUUAGGGAGCUGGAGAGGGAGUGUAAGAAGUACCCCGUGAUGGUGAUCAAAGGAGUCCGCGUUUUGGACCUGAGCACACUGGUGCCUCUGAUGAAGGACCCGGCGAUCAACCUCCAGAUCAUCCAGCUCUUCAGAGACCCGAGGGCCGUGCACAACUCGCGGCUCAAGUCCAAGCAGGCACUGGUGAAGGAGAGCAUCCAGGUGCUGAGGAGCAAGAAGCAGGCUGACAAGUACAAGCGGUUGCUGGUUCCGAGCAACAGGGUGAACCGGGCCGAGAGCUACGUCUCAAGCGCCAUGGAGCUCAUCUGUGACAACUGGUUCAGUGACAUAAUGCUGGUGAUGAACGCGCCCCCGUGGGUGAGGAGGAACUACCUCCGCAUCCGUUACGAGGACCUAGUCCUGCACCCCAUGGGGGAGCUCCAGAGGCUGUACCGCUUCGCCAACCUAUCCAGCGUCCCUGCUCUGGAGACAUUUGCGCUCAACAUGACGCACGGUCAGGGGUACUCAUCGGACAAGCCCUUCCUGAUAUCAUCCAGGGAUGCCAAAGAGGCCAUAUAUGCGUGGAGGGAGAGGCUCAACGUGGAGCAGAUCAACCAGGUGGAGGCCUACUGCAGUGAAGUCAUGAGGCAGCUGGGGUAUCAGAAAAACAACUUGGACAAAGCCACAUGAGGAUGUGGUUAGAGGACUCGAUGGGUUUAAGGGGCCUUGUAUUCAAGGCUGAGGGUGAAAGGCGGAAUAACAAAACAAGCAGCUGGAAUGUGGUCCACUAGUGAGCACGUCUCUUGGGUUGUUUUUCUUCAGCCGAGCCAGGUCGAUGAAGUGGAGAGAAUCCGAGUCGACAGAGCAGCCAAUCGGAGCCAGAUGAAUUUGAAACGGGAGGAGGGCAGCUUAUUAUUACAGUGUUACCUGUAUAACAUCAACAGGGCCUGGACACAUAUAAAGAAUGUGGGGAGGGGAAAUAAACAGAAGAAAUAGGGCUAGGGCUGGUUUGCACUGCCGCCACACCGGCCUCCCUCUUUCCUACUGUCCUUUUAGUAGCACUAAUCCCUCCUCAAAUCCCCUGCAGGCGAGGGCCAUAAAAAGCUCAAGAUGGGUCCUUAUCUGGAGAUGACGGCCAGGAUCCAGCGUGGCAGCAUCAGGUUCGCUCACACCUGAAUGACUUAUCUGUCCAGCUUAUGACUAAGCGUGGCAGUAAUCUCGAGCAACACUGACACUCAAUAACGGCAACUGGCUCACUAACAGUGCUAAUGUAGAGCUCUGAAAGAAGAAACUACAGUAUUUUCUGCAAAGGAGGCCUCGUUGAGGAACUAUUGUUUCACCCCCGACCCCUCCGGAAUCUGGACAGCUGCAGCACCCCACUGACAAAACACUCACAUGGGUGUGACAUUUUUGAAGAGCCAAUGGACGCGUCUCGGAAAUCUGCCUCCGUCCUCUGCCAAUGGACUUUUCCACAAGUUGCCACAAACAGCAAUCGGUACUGAAUCGUAUUGUGUACCAUUCUUACUGUUGUUUCUAGUUUUGUCAAAAAUAUUGUAUUUGUAAAAUGCUGUGAUAUCCCUCUGGUUAAGGAUGUGUUGAGGAGGGGUGAAAUAAUAACCAGCAUUCAUGUGUUCAACUUUAGAAGUUGGUUGUGUGAUAUUAAUUGUUCUGGGUGGUUAACCUGAAGUUCUCUUGUCAAAGAAAGAAAUAACCUGUAUGCUAUUUAAACUGACUGCAACAAAGAGUUAGUAAAAAUCUGAAGAACAAGUGUGUGAUUGCUGUGCAUGUUGAUGCAGACUGCCAUGAUUACUGGAUGACUCAAUAUUCAUUAAUUGUCCUUAAUGUUUUGGCUUAGUUAUAUACCCUUUGUACAGAAGAAUAUAAGGCUCAGACAUAAGAAAAAAUAAGACGAUUUUGAGAAUGAAGUUGAAAUGUGGAGGAUAAAAUUGAACAAAAUCAGAGAAAUAUUAUAUUAUAUUGAAUAUCCACGAUUAAGUCAGAACAUGACUUGAAAUAGAACUUGAAAUUUCAAGAUAUUACACCUUUAUUUUAUAAUCUUUUAGUAUUCAUCCUUAUGCCUCUACAAAAUGAAUGUAGAUCCAUCCAUUACCCAUUCCUCUUUAUCCUUUCAAUGGUUGAGGGGCCUGACACUGACAAUGGGCAAGAAGCAGGGUACAACCUUGACAGACCCUUUUCCAGAUGAAUUGGUGAAACUGUUCUCCAGAAUCAGUUACGAGGAAACUAUAUCAGCAAAGAAACAACAUGCGAAUCGCCCCUCUCCUCAUUUUUUCCUAUGCCUGGCCCUAAAACUCUCGUACCAGUAGAAGUGAAUGGAGGCUUGAAAACAUAAUGAGCUUACAGGUGACGAGUGUGAAGUUUUUAUUUGAAUAGGUCAAAAUACUUGAUUAACACAGUAGUUAUUCUUUAAUUGUACAUGCGUGAUCAAAAUGAGCUCUUAGGCAGUUGAUCUGAUUGGGCCUUCAUAAUCUUAAAUACAAUAUAAUGCUGACAAUAACCCAUAAUCUUGUGCAUUUCUUUAACAUGAAAUAAUGUACAAUUGGUCCUUGGGAAAUCAUGUCAUCAAUGUACUUUGCACAUUACCU